CAACAGUCCUUAGAGGUGGCUCUUUCUUCCCGUGGCGUUUUCUAACAGAACCGGCCCUGUCCUGGGCUGUGUCGUGGGCCGACCUGUGCUGACCAGGUCACAUCCCCUGUAUCGUCAUCCUGCACCUCCGGGAAGACCCACUUUCUCUUCCCCAAAUUCUGCGAGGGGGCGUGGAGUAACCACAGGCUUUCUCGCCCUGAGACUGCUGUGGUUAGUACAUACCGGCGGCAAAGAUGCCUGGGAAAAGGUCCCUAAAUGCCGCAGUCAUCCGGAGUGCCAAGGAACGGAAAGCAAUCACCCUCGACGUGAAGUUAGAAGUGUUAAGACGGUUUGAAGUGGGUGAGAAGCUCAGCCAGAUCGCAAAGGCCUUAGGCCUUGCUGUCUCUACUGUGGCGACCAUCAGAGAUGAUAAAGAUAAAAUCAAAGCGAGUUCACAAAUAGCCACUCCUUUGAGAGCCUCGCGGCUGACUCGUUACCGAAGUGCAGUCAUGGAGACCAUGGAGCGGUUGUUGCGCGUGUGGCUCGAAGACCAGAGCCAGCGAAACGUGCCGAGUGUCACCAUUACUCAGAAGAAGGCCAGGAGUUUGUUUGAUGACUUACAGCGUGAGCAAGGUGAAAGCUCUCAAACAGAAAAGUUUACUGCAAGUAAAGGAUGGUUUGUGAGAUUCAAGGAACGCCACUGUUUGCCCCACUUCAAGAUGAACAUCUCAGCUCCUGCCAAGGAGGAGGAAUAUCCAGAAAUACUGAAGAGCAUCAUUCAGGAAGGUGAGUACACCCCCCAGCAAGUGUUUAAUGUGGAUGAGACAGGUCUUUAUUGGAAAAGAAUGCCUGAAAGAACGUUUCUUUCUGUAGAAGAGUGAGCCGAGCCAGGAUUUAAAUCAUCCAAAGAUCGCUUGAUGCUGCUUCUUGGUGGCAAUGCAGCUGGGGACUUCAAGUUGAAACCCCUAUUGGUGUACCACUCAGAAAACCCCAAGGCUCUGAAGGGGUACUCCAAGCCCAAUCUGCCCGUGAUUUGGCGCUCAAGCAGAAAGGCCUGGGCAACCAGGAGCAUCUUUCAUGAAUGGUUCACAUACUUUUUUUGCCCUGCCAUUGAGAAAUACUGUGCCCAAAACAACCUGACCGACAAAGCCCUGCUCAUCUUAGACAAGGCACCAUGCCACCCAGUCAAUCUGAGCGAUCUGUCUGAUAAUGUAAGAGUGGAAUAUCUUCAUGACAGCACAGCUGACUCGAUCCAGCCCAUGGGUCAAGGUAUAGCCUCUGCCUUCAGAGCUCAUUACCUAAGAAGGACUUUUGAGCACAUCCUAGAAGCAACAGACGGGGAGGAUACAGCAGAGAUCAGGGAAUUCUGGAGAAACUACAGCAUUGUGGACGCUGUGGACAACAUCGCAGUAGCCUGGGGGGAGCUCACACCAGCAACAAUGAACAGUGUGUGGAAGAAGAUUUGGCCUGAGUGUGUUCAGUUCCAGAGUGCUUCCCAAACAGAUGGCAUUGCACAGCUUCAACAAAAUACUGUGAUCCUUGCCAAGAGUGUGGCUGUUGGAGAGGUGGGAGAAGCUGAUGUGGACCAGCUGCUGCAGUCCCACGAAGAGGGUCUCUCAGACGAGGAGCUGAUGCAAGAGAGCAGGAGCCCGCAGGAGAGGAGGAGGAGGGCGAAGAGGCUGCCCCUGCCCUGCGCCAACUAACCUCACGGGAGCUGUCAGCAGCCUUCUCACAUUUUGAGGCCGGCUUGCAGGUCCUUACCAGUAACAGCCCUGAUGCCGCAUGGAAACUGCAAGUUUCAAGAGCAAUCAAUGAUGCAAUAAGCUGCUACAGGGAGCUGUACAGUGAGAAGGAGCAGCGCUCCAAACAGCUCUCCUAGGCAACCUCGGUACACAACACACUCCACGGCAGGAAGACCAGACACAACAGGGCAACCUCCUGGAUGACACCUGGCCAAGUCUCGGCUUCCAGAUGUUUAACAUCCUUGAAAACCCUGCUUCUGGUGCGUUCAUUUUGACACUAAAGAGCAUCACAUCUUGUUACUGAAAUUGUGCUUAAAUAUGUGCUUUAAGAAGACUGAAAGAACAUCCAGGAAGAGUUAUUUAAAACACACAAUGAGGAGACCAGCCCUGCUAGACAUUGAAACACACUAUAAAACCUGUGAUUGAAUCAAAGAGGUACUCAAACAUGUAGAAUACAAUAGAGAGUCCAGAAGUAGAUACAGAUAGGUUUUUCUUUUUUUCAAUAGUGCAGGACAGCUAGAUAAAAUUUGGCAAAAGCUAGUUAGUUCACACCUCACAGCAUACACAGGAAUAAACAAACAGACGAGGGAUUUGAAUGUAAAAGCUGAAACAAUACAGGUGCUACACAACCCAUGGAUAUAUGCCUCUUCCCCAUGGGUGAUCAGGAAGAUCUUCUGUAACUCAGAGUCCAGAUGAAAUUUAAGAUUAAUCAAUUUGAUGAUAUGAAAAUGUAAUAAAAACUUUUCCAUGAGGAUAAGACACUACAAACUGAGUCAAAGGCAAACAACACACUGGAAGAAAAUUUCUCACAGAUAAUGGGUUAAUAUCUCUGAUAUGUGAAGAACUCUUAAAGAUCGAGAGGAAAAUACAAAAACCCCAUAGAAAAGUAAACAGAAGAUAUAAUUCAUAAGCAAGUAAAUUAGCUCUUCAAACAUAAGAGAAGUGCAGAUGAAACAACACUCAUACCAUUUCUCAUUAUUCAGAUCAGCAAUAAUCAAAAGUAUGGCUACACACCACUGGUUAGGCUGUGGGGUCACAGGCACCCUCGUUCACUCCUGGUGGGAACACAAACUUGUACAUCCCUUACAGAGGAGCAUCAAGCACUAAUACAAAAUAUAUUUAUUUUGAUUUAACAAUCCCACUUUUAGGAGGAUACACUUCCAACAAAAGAAAAUACAGAUGCAUGAAUUUUGUUGCAGCCCUGUUUGCAACUGCAAAACCUAGGAAACAGCCUGAAGAGUCUCAUGUAAAAAGUCAAAUAUGAAAUGGCGCUUGCACACAAUGGAGAGUUAGACAGUUGUAAGUGAUGAUAACUACAAUAAUAAGAGAACAAGGAAGAACUCAACUGAUGUGGAGUGGUUUCCAAGAUAUAUUGUUAAUAGAAAAAAAGCAACAUCAGGAGUAAAGUAUGCUACCUUUUGUGGAAGGAAGACAGGGAAGUGAGAAAAUAUGCAUACAUCGUACUCAUUUGUACAGUAAGAAACAGAGGUGGGAGAAAUCAAACUAAAGAGAUUGGUUCCAGGGGUGGGAUGAGAUGUAACUUUUGUACCUUUUGUGAAGUUCUGACUUUGGGGACCAUGUUAACAUACUGUACAAACAAAAGUAAACAAGGAUGGGAAAAUAAAGCAGUGGACUACCUGAACAGAACCAUAUUUCACAGGAACUGCACACCCACAAUGAAGAAGCAGAAGCAAGUACUUUUUGACUGUAUGCACUCAGGCUAUAGACAAAUAUUAAAGGCUCAUGAGUAGCCUUGUUUCUCACCAGCAUAAGUGAGCAGUCCCAAAGGCGCUUUCUAUGCACUGUCGGACGGAGCAAAUACAUGUACUCUGGGUAAGGGAGCCAGCUUUUCCACUCACUGUCGAGCAAGGAAAUAAUAAACGUGAAAAAGGGAAAGAAUGACUCAUGUUGUUUUGAAAUUGGAAGUUUCACUGUGAACUCAGGGUUUUUAAUGCUUAUAGACCAGAAAAGAAACAGAUAAGGAGCACUAUUUCCACACUAGUGAAAGGACCUAUGGGCAGUGAUCAGCCCAGAAGUGAGCACACCCCACCAUCACGUCCGCCCUCCACCAGAAGGUUCCAGGGCUCCUCAGAGAAAUGACUGGUGUCAGGGCUGGGACUGGGGCAAUUACUAACUAAGCCUGGAACACUUUCCUGUGCUAGAAAGUGCCUAAAGAGUGCCAGGAAGAUAUCAGUCAGCUGACAGGCCAGUGGACCAGAGCAUUUUGAGUAGGACAGAUGACAAACUGGACCCAGUGUCACUUCUGUGAAAUUCCCAUCAAAAGGGCAAAGCCCAUGUCCAGUUGGAAAAACCCUCACUGAAGGAAAGUCUUCAGAAUAAUUUAUCUGUGAUUUUCUGUGUCCUGAGUCCAGAGUGUCCAGAGUGUCCAGAGUCCUGAACCCUUCCAGAUUAAAGGCUAAAAUGACAUGGCAACUAAGUGGCUGAAUCUGAACACAGCUUGUUGUAGGCUUUAUGGUCAGCAUCCAUGUGAGCAUCCUGAUGUCAGUAACCGCACCGUAAUUGUAGGAGGCAUAUCCUUGCUGGGGUAACACAGGAGCACUUAGAGGCAAAGGGGCAUCAUCUGCAACUUCCACCAGAUGGUUCAAAAGAAAGUGUGUGGAGAAAGAGUAAGGCAAAUGGGGAAAAUGUUAACAUUCACGGAAUCCAGGAGAUGGGUACCUGGGAAUGUGUUUGUAGCACUUCUGUAAACCUACAGCUGUUAAAAUUGAAAGUUUAAGAAAAACUCAUCCUCAUACCUGAAGUGGGUGGGUGGAGACUGCAUGCUCCCUCUGAUACCAAAGUGUGGCUUUAGCUGUUUGAAGUGGAGGCACCAGCAUGGGCCCACAGACAGCCCACACACACCCUUCCCCCACCCCUGGCCUUGUGCAGCACACCCCUGAUGUUUCUUUGAGAUCAUCCUCAAAACCAGAGAGAAAUGUACAUACACACAGGUUUGAAUGUCAUUUGGGAGGGGCUUUUGGGUUCUCCUGAGCUCCAAGGGCCCUUUCAGUGAGUCAAACUUGAAGACCAGAGGGGCUUCUGGGAGCUAGACCUGGGACCAGCACUGCUUACAUUGAGUUAACAUGACAGUCUUCCCUCUGGGAGGACUCAGGAAAGAAGACAUAAGUUCUGUUACAGAGCCAGGCUGGGCCCAGCACUUCCUGGAAUCCAAACAACCCCAGAGGGUGUGCUUUAGCACAGCCUACAGAGGUGUCAGCACACUGAUGCCAAGAUCAGGUGCCCAGUUUACACUUGACCAUAUGGGAGGGGGCCUAUGGGCUCUGAGUAACCCUGCAGCAAACCCCACCCUGUCCCCAGCGCCCAGCCCACACGGCUCUCCUGGGAGGCCUGCCCAUGCUAACUGGUUCCUCAGUGGGUUCUGGCUACUGUUGGUCUCAGAAAGACCUACACAUGAUUCUGUUUCAAGAAUCUGUCACCCAGAAGGCAGAUGAGAAGAAGACGUGAUGUGGGAGGAAGUUUAAAAAAAAGAGCCAACCUUGCCCAACAAAUGGCUA
Odocoileus virginianus texanus is the source of this 5236-nucleotide messenger RNA. Lineage: Eukaryota; Metazoa; Chordata; Mammalia; Artiodactyla; Cervidae. The record is from RefSeq and is a predicted model, not a curated record.